GUAUCUAGUCCUGCAAAUAAUUCUGGGUUGAAGUUGAAUUUAUGUUCACGAUCCUUUCAUUUCAUCAAUGUUUUAGAAAUCUAAUCAAAGAUGAGACUGUUGUUGAUUGAAGUACUCGUAUUCCACCUCUCUUUACUCUCUCUGGUGAUGGGGCAUGAAAGUGUGGAAUUGGAACAGUAUCCAUUGGUUGUGAGCACAUGGCCGUUUAUUGAAGCUGUUAGAGCUGCAUGGAGAGCUGUUGAUGGUGGCUCUUCUGCUGUUGAUGCCGUUGUUGAAGGUUGCUCCACUUGUGAGGAACUUAGGUGCGAUGGAACAGUUGGUCCGGGUGGGAGUCCAGAUGAGAAUGGAGAAACUACAAUGGAUGCUUUGGUCAUGGAUGGGGUGACUAUGGAAGUAGGAGCUGUUGCUGCCAUGAGAUAUGUAAAGGAUGGAAUCAAGGCUGCUAGGCUAGUGAUGCAACAUACUGAACACACUUUGCUUGUAGGAGAGAAAGCAUCAGAAUUUGCAAUUUCAAUGGGUCUUCCAGGACCUACAAACUUGAGUUCAUCAGAAUCUAUAGAGAAAUGGACCGAAUGGAAAAAUAGUAGCUGCCAACCGAAUUUUAGGAAAAAUGUAUCACCUGCAAAUAAUUGCGGUCCUUAUCGUCCUACUAACUAUCUUGAACUCUCUGAUGAAACAUGCUCCAAUACUUAUGAAAAUCAAAUAUUAAGAUUACCUCAUGUUGGUCUUCACAGCCAUGAUACUAUAUCAAUGGCUGUUAUUGAUAGAAUGGGGCACAUUGCUGUUGGCACAUCGACGAAUGGGGCAACGUUCAAGAUUCCUGGCAGGGUAGGUGAUGGUCCCAUAGCUGGAUCCUCAGCAUAUGCAAUAGAUGAAGUUGGCGCAUGUUGUGCAACUGGGGAUGGCGACAUCAUGAUGCGCUUCCUUCCAUGCUAUCAAGUUGUGGAAAGCAUGAGGUUGGGAAUGGAACCCAAACUUGCUGCUAAGGAUGCAAUAGCACGAAUAACAAAAAAGUUUCCAGACUUUGUGGGAGCUGUCGUUGCCCUAAAUAAAUUGGGGGAACAUGCUGGUGCCUGCCAUGGUUGGACAUUUAAAUAUUCAGUAAGGAGCCCUGCAAUGAAAGAUGUAAAAGUCUUUACUGUGCUACCCUGAACGAUAGCAUGUUCGAGAAAUUGGUACUGUUCAACAUUUAAAUUUAAGUGAUUAUUAUGCUAAUUGUAUUGGUUGAGGAAAUUUGAUGCAAACAAAUGUGCUUAAAAUGUUACAACUUUUGUGAUAUUAAUUGAGCAUUUAACAUGGAUUGUGCAA
Medicago truncatula (barrel medic) is the source of this 1308-nucleotide messenger RNA. RefSeq names its product probable isoaspartyl peptidase/L-asparaginase 3. Gene Ontology annotation, biological process: protein deglycosylation. The coding region runs from base 91 to 1152 and encodes 353 amino acids. The transcript is spliced from 7 exons. Gene Ontology annotation, molecular function: N4-(beta-N-acetylglucosaminyl)-L-asparaginase activity. Gene Ontology annotation, cellular component: cytoplasm. Lineage: Eukaryota; Viridiplantae; Streptophyta; Magnoliopsida; Fabales; Fabaceae. The record is from RefSeq and is a predicted model, not a curated record.